AUGGAAGUACCCGCAGAAUUAUUGGCAUACACCAAUCGAAACCCACUUGAGACUAUACUCAAUCGAUUCCGAAGCACCUUUGACACUAGCAGUAACCCCAUGGAAGGUGAGAUUUUAUCAUGGAUUUCAAUUCGAAGGCUAAUUAUGGAUUACACAACUGGUGAACAUCGAAAUGAAGAAAUAUUAGCCAUACGACAACUCCUUCUUAAACUACUUCUUAAACUAUCAUUAAAUCAAAUUCCCGUCUUCAAAUUUAGUGAUCUAGUAGCAUUGAUCAAAGGUUUUGCUGGUGAUCAUGAAAUUUGGUCCACCGUGAUCCAGAUCGCUGAUCGUAUCGACAAAGAAGAUCAACCUACUAACACUGCCCCUCAAACUACUGUAGCUAAGAAAGAAUAUUCGACGGCCACUAAAUUCCAAAGCGCUACGGAACCAGCAGGUUAUGAUGCCACCGCUACUCUAUUGGCAAUUGCGCUCGAAUACGAGCUUCAAGAGAGGACUUUUAGAAAUGUCGAUAAAUUUUGGGAAUUAAAUUUCGAAAAUUGUCAACGCGGAAUAAGUAACGUCUUCUCAGACAAUACGGACGAAGAAGCGAUACGAAGCUGGAUGCAUGAUUUUCGAGAUCGCUACCUGAUCCAGCUAAUUAAGGGUUCGAAAGUUUCCGGGAAAGACUGGCCGGCUGUUCAGAGGGAACAAAGAAAAUCACUUAUGCGUGGUAAAUAUUUUUAUACAAUAAAAUCAGGCGAACUCAAAGGUAGUUUGAACAAUUGCCAUGUGGACUUUUUUAUUAAAAGUUCUGUUAUCUCUGGCAAUGACGAACAUAAAUGGAGAGAUGUCAGAGUCGUGGGACAAAUAACCUCUUCGAACAAACAGCUAGAUGAUAAGACCCAUCUGUUAAUGAGGAACGUGCGCGAAAUCUUCUAUUCGCAGCCGCUUCGUCGAUUUGUGCAUGGGUUCUGCUUACACAAUGAUCACAUGGAGCUCUGGAUUGUCGACCGGGCAGGUGCAUAUAGCUCUGGUGAAAUAGACGUUUCGCAGAGCCAGGAAAAACUGAUCCGGGCAUUGUCGUCAUACAUGUUCAUGAGUGAUGAGGAUCUUGGAUUGGACCCAAUCACUAGCUACAAUAGUGACGGUCGAUGUUUCGUCACCGUUCCAAACGCCAAGACAUCAGUGGAAAGAAUUGAGGUGAACCCCUUACCUAUAGCUCGGCCGGAAACCAUAGUUUCGCGAGGAACCACGUGCUUAGAGACGAAGGAUAGCAUGUAUAUGCUAAAGUUCUCUUGGGGCACUGAGUCUGUGGAAUCCGAGACCAAAAUUUUCAAAAGUGUAAAAGAUGUGACAGGCGUCAUCAAGUUGAACUACUCUUCUGAUCUUUAUGAUAUCCAUGAUCACCGAAUGGAAAUGAAAUUUACGGAAGACAAAAAAUGGGACAUCUAUUUUGGUGAUCGAACUCUCUACCAUAGCAUUUCGACGGGAUCUCCAGCCAUGGAAUCUUACAUUCAACGUAAACUUACUUAUGUUAAGCUGUCGCCGGUCGGACGGCCCCUUCAGUCUUCUUCAACGGUACGGGAAUUUGUACACGGCAUACGAGACGCCAUUAUCGGACACCGCAAUUUAUACGAGAGAGGGAUCAUUCACGGUAAUAUCUCGGCCAGAAACAUCAUUCUGACUAAGGCGGAUGUAAGGGGUGCAAGUGAAGGGAUACUUACCGGUCUAGAUAAGGCUUUGUAUCGUCAGGAGAAAAAAGGUAAGAAACAGCAUGAAAGUUUUACCGGAACUAGAAAGUACAUGGCGCUGGAACUUUUAGAAGCUAUUGACGAGAAGGAAUACACCCUAAAGCAAACUUACCGUCAUGAUCUUGAAUCAUUCUUUUACGUUCUCAUAGCUGGAUGUAUGAGCUAUUGUCGUAAAGAAGCUCCAACACAUCUCCAAAACUGGUAUUCGGCUAACUCUACGUUGUGUUUCACAUCAAAGAAAAGUGAUAUCAAAGAUAAAUUUCAAAAACGAAUAUUAGAUUACUUCACGCCCGUGUUUGAAUGUCUUCAGGAGCUGGCACUGAGUCUUCGCCAAAUACUCUUUGAAGAUAAAUCGGUGGGAUACGGGACACCAGAAGAUCCUAACGUGCUGUAUGAGCCUAUAAUCCGUGCCUUCGAUGACACUAUCCAGGAACUUGAAGGUGAGAAAGAUUUCAAAUAA
Blumeria graminis f. sp. triticale is the source of this 2193-nucleotide messenger RNA. The record is from the annotation of a GenBank genome assembly. NCBI's taxonomy places the organism in Eukaryota, Fungi, Ascomycota, Leotiomycetes, Helotiales, Erysiphaceae.